CGGAUAGAUUGAAUUUUCAACAUGCUUUGUUAAGAUACGCAUGGCAAGGAAACCAUUCAUCUCCAGUGCAAGAACGAUUGGCCAAAGGAAAGGCAAGAGUAUUGGAUGUCGGUUGCGGAACCGGAAAAUGGAUUCUUGAAAUGAGUCGUGACUACCCAAAUUCUACUUUUAUCGGUUUAGACGUUUCUCCAUUAUUUCCUGAUAUUUCAGAGACACCUUCAAACGUUGCAUUUUUACAAUGCAAUGUCAAUGAUGGCAUCCCUUUUCCUGAUAACACGUUUGAUUUCGUUUUUCAACGUCUUUUUUCAAAAUACGUGACUGAUGAGCAAUGGAAAGGAGCAGCUCGAGAAAUGGUAAGAGUGACAAAGCCAGGAGGGUGGAUUGAAUUUUUUGAAGAUGACAUUGAAUAUGAAGAAAUUGAUCAUUUUGGGUUACAAAUUUUGAAUGCGAUUUUUGCUGCCAUUGAAGCAAAGAAGGGGAAUCCGCAUCCGUCCCCAAUUAUUCCUCCAUUUCUUCAAACUAUACCAGAAUUAUCAACUAUCCAUCAUAAAAAAGUUUCAAUCCCGAUAGGUAAAUGGGGAGGAAAGCUUGGUGAACUGAUGUCAAAGUUACAUAUUAAAACAUUUCAAAAUUUUGCCCUUAUAAUGACAUCAACUUUAAACAUUUCAAAUGAAGUACAUGAUGACAUAUGCGAAGUUGUUGCUCAAGGGUUUGAGAUAAAUAAAGUAUCUUCAGCUACACAUAGAUGGUUUGCGCAAAAAAAAAAAUAA
Messenger RNA from Scutellospora calospora, 770 nucleotides. Lineage: Eukaryota; Fungi; Glomeromycota; Glomeromycetes; Diversisporales; Gigasporaceae. The record is from the annotation of a GenBank genome assembly.